ACCGCAAGCUCCACCAGCCAGCACGACGUCUUGCUGUAUCGUCAAACACCGCCAUCUCACCCCGCCCCAAACACUCGACUCUCCAACUCCAAACUCCAAAACUCUCGCACCUGACCUUGGCUCCCUUCCGACACUGCCGCUCCCAUCAUGGCCACCGUCAAUUGGCGCACCAUCAACAUUGAUGCCCUAGACCCGGAUAGCCCCGCCAACUUUGACCUGAGCUCCCUCGUCCCUGCUGUCGCACCCGUGUCGACAGCUGACGUGCAGAACAAUGCGCAGCAGAUACGGCAGCUGCUGCGGGGCGGAGACAAUGAGGGCGCUCUGCAAAGCGCAUUGGAAAACCCACCAUAUGGGGCCGACGACAAGGGAAAGGAGACUCACCUUGCCGUCGUCAUUGAGAUUCUGCAGUCGAUAAGACAAUCGGACAUGUCACCAAUCCUCAGUCGGAUAUACAGCUCGCCUAGCGGAACUGAGGCGCUGGACGUCUUGAUGAAGUACAUCUACAAAGGCAUGGCCCAAUCGACGCCAGUGGCCACGACGCGCAACAUCACACCUCAGCCCACGGGUUUCUCCCAGAUCCACGCCCGUGGCGGUGGCGAGGGUGGCGGCCAGGCCAUGAGCGUAUUGCUCAGUUGGCAUGAAAAGCUUGUGGAUAUUGCUGGCCCUGGCUCGAUUGUUAGGGUCAUGGCUGAUCGGCGUACGGUCUGAACUGGUGGUCCCACGACGGCACCUUUUAUGAUGUGCUCCAACAAGACAAGCUCGAGCGACUAAACUCGAGCCUAGUCGACGCAACAGCCCUCGUUGACAGGGAGACGCUCUCGGCUUGGUCAAGAGCAAGAUCAAAAUGCGAACUGUUCGACAUGGCAUGGCAUGCCGUGCUCUCUCCAAUGCUCUUCGCCAUGUCGCCAUAUGCACCCUGUAUGAGCCUGAAGUGACAGUGCACAAAGUUGGAGUCGACAUAUUGAGAUGAUGAUGAUAAUUACAAUAAUAAUUGUCAGGCACCAUUUGUGUUUGGCAAGUC
Bipolaris maydis ATCC 48331 is the source of this 1021-nucleotide messenger RNA. RefSeq names its product actin-related protein 2/3 complex subunit 5. NCBI's taxonomy places the organism in Eukaryota, Fungi, Ascomycota, Dothideomycetes, Pleosporales, Pleosporaceae. Gene Ontology annotation, molecular function: actin filament binding. Gene Ontology annotation, biological process: regulation of actin filament polymerization; Arp2/3 complex-mediated actin nucleation. The record is from RefSeq and is a predicted model, not a curated record. Gene Ontology annotation, cellular component: cytoplasm; Arp2/3 protein complex; actin cytoskeleton.